AUGGAUAGGGAACAAGAAGAGAUGCAAUUUCUCAGUCUCUUUGGUAUCUACAAAGAAGCUUGCAAGAUCAUGUACUCAUGGAGGAGACUCUUAGGCCAAAUCAGCUUGGUCUUAAUCCUUCCUCUGUCCGUAAUCUUCUUGGUUCAUAUGCAAGUAUCUGAGGUUUUUUUCUCAAAGGUCGUCCACAAUGAAAUUGUCUUGGAUGAUGCCCGAGCUGUGUCUCCUACAUACAACAAAGUCUCCAAUGUUCUCUCUUCAGAAUGGACCACUUUUUGGCUUUUCACAGCUGCAUACUUCACUAUCCUCCUCAUCCUUUCACUCCUCUCUACCUCAGCUGUGGUUUACACCAUUGCAUGUAUUUACACAGGCCGUGAAGUCGAUUUCAAAAAGGUUAUGAGUGUUGUCCCAAAGGUUUGGAAGAGGCUUAUGGCCACGUUUUUGUAUUCUUACCUAUUCUUCUUCGUUUACCACAUUCUGGCUAUUGUCAUCCUCGUUAUUAAUAUUUGGAUACUUGGAUUUGGGUCAACCAAGGCUUUUAUUCCCAUAUCAAUUGUUUUUAUGAUCUUUUACUUUGUGGGGUUUGUGUACAUGACCAUAGUUUGGCAAUUGGCUAGCGUUGUGACCGUGUUAGAAGACACUCAUGGAUUUGGGGCCAUGAUUAAGAGCAAGGCACUUAUACGGGGAAAGAUGGGUGUGACUGCUUUGACAGUGCUCUAUUUCGUUUGCAAGUCCUACCACCAUGAAAACAUAGACAAGUCAGCCCUUUCGGAUCAUCUUGAAGUUUAUCUAGGGGAGUAUGUUCCUUUGAAGGCCAAGGAUGUUCAGCUUGAGCAAUAUCAUGUUUGA
Quercus robur (English oak) is the source of this 846-nucleotide messenger RNA. RefSeq lists its product as uncharacterized. The coding region runs from base 1 to 846 and encodes 281 amino acids. NCBI's taxonomy places the organism in Eukaryota, Viridiplantae, Streptophyta, Magnoliopsida, Fagales, Fagaceae. The record is from RefSeq and is a predicted model, not a curated record. The transcript is spliced from 2 exons.